AUGUCUGGCUACCAUCAUGUUCCCAGCGCUACGGACGGCCGCCUCGGUUCAUCACCUGGGCUGGGCUGGGCUCCAGUAAUACUUGUGGUCAUCAAUUGCUGCUCCCAUCUUUCGGGACCGUCUCCCUCCCUCCCAUGCCUCCCAUGCCUCCCAUGCCUGCCUCCCCCCUCUCUGGCUGGUCUGGCCGGGGGGUCGGGACUGGAGCCCAUUGAACUGGUCCCGCCACGCAUCCCAGCUUCAGCCAUCCCUGGCCUUGUCGCUACCAGCGCCGUGAUGAAUUGCAUCCAUGGCGCACCGUGUCUCGGCAAGUGGGUGCUUCGACGGGCGCCCCUACUGUACAGUCCAGGCCAGGGCCUACGGGACGACGACGACGACGACGACACCACCAUGGAGCCUGAGCGUACCUCACCAAACAGCGCCUCCAACACCAACGAGGUGAUGCCGCCCCAGACACCAGCCAUGUCCGGCGCUUUGCCCAUUGUCGCUGCCGAUCCAGCCUCGGAUCUUGCCUCGAUGCCUAGACCCAGGGUCCGGGAGCGCCAACAAAGCCAAAACAGCCUUCUCAUGGAGCUGCUUUCUCGCCGCAUGAGCCGACAGACCCUCUUGCAGCAAAACCAAUCCCGCACCCAUCAGCCACCUCUCGUUCCACAAUCACAGCCGCUCCUGGUUGACAGCAUGGAUCUUGACCAUGACGAAACCCUUGGCACCGACUCUUCGCUGCCCGCGCUGCCGUGUACUCAGAAGAUGCGUCCGUCAAGACGAUACUCGGCUCUUCCUUAUAUUGCCCCCGUUGCACCCGAGACCAAGAUUGACCCGGACGUUGCCGCCAGAGUCCUUGCCAGGAUGCAAGCCAAUACGCAAACCGAGUCCAUUCCUUCUCCUCCGUCCACAGGCUCAUCUUCGGUCCAGGCCAUUGAAAUCGACCCUACCGAGCUGGCGGAAGACGACAUAGAGGCCGACGAGGGCUACGAUGAAGGACCUGAAGAAUUCCCCUGGUUGGGCGAGAAGCCCUCGAGCGGGCUUACGGGAGCCCUGAGAAACCAAGGCGUCCUCAGCUUCGCCACGUCUGCCGAGGCGGCCAUGCGCUGUCCAAAGCUUGUACGAAAUGUCCCUCGCAUGCGGAAGCGGACGCACAAGAAGAAGGAGCACAGACUCCGGACGUCGAGGGACACGACCCGUGAGCUGAGUCAAUCACGGGCGCCCGCAGCGGAUGCAUCUUGA
Molecule: messenger RNA, 1221 nt
Organism: Trichoderma aggressivum f. europaeum
Lineage: Eukaryota; Fungi; Ascomycota; Sordariomycetes; Hypocreales; Hypocreaceae
Exons: 3
Coding region: 1-1221 (406 amino acids)
Source: RefSeq, a predicted model, not a curated record